GGUCAAAGAUCAGAGAGCCGUCUUUCCGUUGGCCAUGGUGCAGCUCCGGCCGCGCUCGUCGCGUAUUCCUGCGCCGGCUGAGGCGAUGGUGGACGAGGACCAGGCGGCCUCGGAGGAGGAGGAAGCGGAGCACGGCUUGCUGCUCGCGCAGCCUAGCAGCGGCGCGGCCGCCGAGCCACUGGACGAGGAGGAGGACGGAGACGAUGAAGCCCCGGAGGAGCUAACUUUCGCUAGCGCCCAGGCGGAAGCCAGGGAGGAGGAGCUGCGCGUGCGCGAGAGUGCUCGCAGGGAUAAAACGCUGUUGAAGCAGAAGAGGAAGCGGCGGGAGGAGCUGUUCAUCGAACAGAAGAAAAGAAAGCUGCUUCCAGAUGCUGUUUUAGAGCAGCUGACUACAGCUUCAGUGCCUGACAUAAAGAAAUCACCAGGGAAGGUAGAAGUUAAUUUGGAAAAGAAAAAUGAACAGCAUGCAAAAGGAAGAAACUCCAAGAAAGUUAAAAUACAGAAAGUGCAGUCUGUUGGUCAGACUAAAAGCUACGUGGCUGUAAGGCUUAAAGAUGAAGAUCUGAGAGAUUCAAGGCAAGAAGCAGCCAAACACUUCAUCCACAAUUGUUUAUAUGGUUCAGAAUCCAAGAGGACUACUGUAAACAAGUUCCUGUCUCUGAACAAUAAGAGAUCACCAGUGAAAAAGGCCGCAGCCCAGUUUCUGAAUGGCACCUGGGGUGCUCAGAAACAACAAAAUGCCAAGAGGUUUAAAAAACGGUGGAUGGCCAGAAAGAUGAAAAAGAAAACCUAUAAGUGAAUCAAAAGUAAAGUUAAAUAAAGAACCUGAAAUAAAGUUAAAUAAAGAACCUGUAUUUUGUA
This is a messenger RNA of Apodemus sylvaticus (European woodmouse), 861 nucleotides long. It is a transcript of the gene Nol7, whose product is annotated as nucleolar protein 7. Gene Ontology annotation, molecular function: RNA binding. The record is from RefSeq and is a predicted model, not a curated record. Gene Ontology annotation, cellular component: nucleus. NCBI's taxonomy places the organism in Eukaryota, Metazoa, Chordata, Mammalia, Rodentia, Muridae. The transcript has 8 exons. The coding region runs from base 35 to 799 and encodes 254 amino acids.